GAGCUAUCGCAGUGACGCCAGCGGGGAGGGAAAUUCUGUCCGGCGGGCAGCGAAGCCGGGAACUCCUGGUUGCGUCGACGGAGGGCGCUAGGCGAGGAAGAUGCUGCUGGUGCUGUCGGAGGAGCACAAGGAACAUCUGGGCUUCCUUCCCCAAGUGGAGAGCUCAGUUGUCAAUGAAUUUGGUCGUAUUGCUAUAGAGUUCUUAAGAAAAGGCACAAACCCCAAAGUCUACGAAGGAGCAGCAAGAAAACUUAAUGUUAGUAGUGAGACAAUUCAGCAUGGAGUAGAAGGAUUAACAUAUCUUCUCACUGAGAGCUCAAAACUCAUGAUAUCUGAGAUAGAUUUUCAAGACUCAAUACUUGUAUUAGGAUUUCCUGAAGAAUUGAAUGUCUUAUUACUUCAGCUGUAUCUUGACAACAGGAAGGAGAUCAGGAAUAUUCUGAGUGAACUAGCACCAAAGCUUCCUAGUUAUCAUAAUCUUGAAUGGAGACUAGAUGUACAGCUUGCCAGCAGAAGUCUGAGGCAGCAAAUUAAGCCAGCUGUAACUCUGAAGCUACACCUUAAUGAGAACGAAAAUCAAACGACAAAAGUACUACAAACUGAUCCUGCCACGUUGCUCCACCUAAUUCAACAACUGGAGCAAGCAUUGGGGGAAAUGAAAACAAAUCGUUGCAGACGAAUAGUCCACAACAUCAAAUAGUGUUUUCGUUACAGCAAAUCUGUAUCAUUAUAGGAAGCAGCGCUUCACCCAGUUCAUCUGGACCAGUCAGGGCGCUAUUCCAAGAUCAUAAAACAAUGCUUACUGGUUGAAGUUGAUUGGGUGCUGGGUUGAUAAUGCUGUCAGACGCAAGUUAGAAUAACUCUCAUAAACUUUAAUCAGAAAAAUAGCUGAAUAUGUGAGCUUUUUCUAUUUUAUGUAUAACAUACAACAAUGUUUAUCGACCAAACUUUUUCUUUUUCUUUUUCCAACCUUUAAGAAUAAAGGAAUGCAUAUAUUAACAUUUUACAGUAUAUGUCUUUAGACUUCAGACUUGUUUCUUACAGUUACUGUCUUAUUCAGGGCAAAUUACUGCUCAGUGAAAUAGAGUUUUGUCAUACCUUAACUGCUAACUGAUGUUAUUGUGAAAAAGGCAAUUACAACCAUGCAUGCUAAAAAUUAUUUCAUUAAAACAAGGAAGAAUGUUUGGUUCACACAAGA
Molecule: messenger RNA, 1198 nt
Organism: Python bivittatus (Burmese python)
Lineage: Eukaryota; Metazoa; Chordata; Lepidosauria; Squamata; Pythonidae
Gene: COMMD2
Product: COMM domain containing 2
Source: RefSeq, a predicted model, not a curated record